CGUAGUCACAAGUCAUCCCCAUCUUCCCAUCCUCCCAUCGAUCUUCCUUUUGUUUGUCCUCCGCAGACCGUUCUGUCCCAAACACUCCUGCUUCAACCUCAGGGUUGCGUUUUCACAACUUUUUGGGAGUCUGGAUAAUUUUUCCAGAAAAUUUUGUAGCUUGUUGAGUUGUAAAGCCAGGAAAUGGCUGGGGCAACCGGAGGAAGGUCGCUGGAGCAGACGCCGACAUGGGCUGUUGCUGUAGUUUGUUUUGUUUUGGUGUUGAUUUCUAUUAUCAUUGAGUACAUCAUUCAUCUCACUGGAAAGUGGUUGAAGAAGAAACACAAGAGAGCUCUAUAUGAAGCGCUGGAAAAGGUCAAAUCAGAGCUAAUGUUGCUAGGGUUCAUAUCCUUGCUCCUAACAGUAGGACAAGGUCUGAUAUCGACUAUAUGUAUAUCAAAGAGUGUUGCAGCAACUUGGCAUCCAUGCAGCAAGUCUGAAGAAGAGAAGAGCACAACGACUGAAGAAUCAGACACCGAAUCCGAUAAUAGACGAAAACUUCUCAGCAUAUCGGGUUUUGGUGGAGGCAGCCGACGCGUUUUGGCGGCAGCUGGAGAAGACAAAUGUUCAGCUAAGGGUCAAGCCCCAUUUGUGUCGUCGGAUGCUAUUCACCAACUGCACAUAUUCAUCUUCGUACUGGCCAUUUUCCAUGUCCUUUACUGCAUCUUAACCCUGGCUUUGGGCACAGCUAAGAUGAGAAGGUGGAAGGCAUGGGAAAAGGAAACAAGAACAGUCGAGUACCAGUUCUCCCACGAUCCGGAGAGGUUCAGGUUUGCCAGGGAGACGUCUUUUGGAAGAAGGCACUUGAGUUUCUGGACCAAUACACCCUUUCUCAUCUGGAUAGUAUGUUUCUUCAGACAGUUCGUUAGGUCCGUUCCAAAAGUUGACUACUUCACCUUAAGACAUGGAUUUAUCAUGGCACAUUUGGCACCUCAAAGCCAUGCAAAAUUUGAUUUCCAAAAAUAUAUCAAUAGAUCGCUGGAGGAGGAUUUCAAGGUGGUUGUGGGUAUCAGUCCACCAAUAUGGUUCUUUGCCGUGCUAUUCCUUCUCCUCAACACUCAUGGCUGGUACUCUUAUCUAUGGCUGCCAUUCAUCCCACUGAUUGUUAUCCUAUUGGUGGGAACCAAGUUACAGGUGAUCAUAACCAAGAUGGGGCUUAGAAUUCAAGAAAGGGGAGAGGUUGUGAAGGGAGUGCCGGUUGUUCAGCUUGGUGAUGACCUCUUCUGGUUCAAUCGCCCUCGCCUCGUUCUCUACCUCAUCCAUUUUGUGCUCUUUCAGAACGCAUUUCAGCUGGCUUUCUUCGCAUGGACUUGGUAUGAAUUCGGGUUUAAGUCUUGUUUCUAUGCACACACUGAAGAUGUGGUGAUCAGGAUUUCCAUGGGGGUCAUCAUACAGAUUCUUUGCAGCUACGUAACUCUCCCGCUCUAUGCCCUGGUGACACAGAUGGGUUCAACCAUGAAGCCAACGAUCUUCCAUGAGAGAGUAGCCACGGCUCUAAGGAACUGGCACCACACGGCUAAGAAAAACAUCAAACACAACAAGCAUUCUGGGCUAGCCACACCCAUGUCAAGUAGGCCAACAACGCCUUCCCGCGGCACGUCCCCUGCUUACCUCUUGCGCUACUACCGGAGCGACAUGGACAGCCUCCAAGCAUCCCCGAGAAGGUCCAACUUGGACAUGGAGCAUUGGGAGACUGAUGGGUCCCCCUCCCCCUCGCACCCGCACCAUGGUGACGGCUCAUCCUCUCACCACAACCAGCUCCACCAAGGAACGUCCUUGGAACAUGAUAGAGACAUCAGCGCGCCUAGCUCCUCCCAAGUGGUUCCUCUUCCACAACCCACUCUCCACCAACACGAAAUCGAUGUUGUGCGCAAGGAAUUUUCAUUUGAUCGAAGAGAGAGGACGUGAUUGAUGGGCCGUGGAGAUUGAAUUUUCCCCCACAGUCAAAUCGUUACAGCCAACACCCAUUUGCUGUCGUGUGAAAGUGACAAGCAUUUCCGCCACAAUCAGCAGAUUUGCAUUUUUCCAGCGGCAAAAUGAUGUGGGAAAUUGGGAAUAUUCCAGCACUGCCCCAUGUUUCUGAAACCGGUCUUCUCUUCCUAUAUAUAUGUGCCCUUGGUUUUUACUUACCAAAUUCCACAGUUGAAACCAACAUCAGAGAGAGAGAUGGAGAGAGGGGAGGGGAUAGUAGGGAGGUUGGGUCGCCAUUGCUACGCGAUUUUCUGCUUUGGAAUGAUUCUCAUAGCAGUGGCCAUACCUCAUUUCGCUUUUGCCGUGGAGGAAAAGGACCCUUGUCAUCCUACCGAGCCACAGCGCCAUGCGCUUCUUCCUAACCGGAGCUAUUGAUUAUUGAGGCAGACCAGAUCAUGUCUCGGAUUCAGCUUCAUCUGAGGGCAAUUGGACCCUUGUUCAAUGUUCCUCAAAAGUUUUCCCUUGUAUCGUCUUUUUCUCGGAAAAAUGAAAGAAAAAAAAGGAGGGCGGAGACAACUGAGCUUCGCUGAAUCAUGAUAGGCAGGGGUUGGGCGAUUCAAAUGUUGAAUUUAUGCUACUUAUAUUGUAAUUUUACUCUUACAACAAGCGAAGUAGAUACCUCUGAGCUCA
Vitis vinifera (wine grape) is the source of this 2640-nucleotide messenger RNA. RefSeq names its product MLO-like protein 6. The transcript has 14 exons. Gene Ontology annotation, cellular component: membrane. NCBI's taxonomy places the organism in Eukaryota, Viridiplantae, Streptophyta, Magnoliopsida, Vitales, Vitaceae. The record is from RefSeq and is a predicted model, not a curated record. The coding region runs from base 184 to 1947 and encodes 587 amino acids. Gene Ontology annotation, biological process: defense response.